CUGUGUGUAGGUUGUUUUCUUUGGUACUUGUUGUGUUUGGCCAUGUGGAGAUUGAAUAUUGUGUAUGUUAGUGUUGAGUAUGCUGUUUGGUGCUAGUAAGUUGUGAUUUUGGUGUCAGAAUUAUGUCUACCUGCAGAGUGCACAGUGUUAGAUUUUAUGAUUUAGAACCAAGAGCAAUUCAUUGUAUGGCAUAUGAAUCUACUCAGAGGAAGCUAGCAGUAUCCAGAUCAGAUAGCUCAAUAGAAGUUUGGGAUCUUGCCCAUACACCUCACAUUGAACGAACCAUUCCAGGCAGAGUGAAUAGUUCAGUUGAAGCAAUUACAUGGUGUGGAGAACGCUUGUUCAGUGCUGGCCUUCAAGGAACAAUUACAGAAUACAACCUACAGACACUGUCAUACAAGUUUGAUAUUCCUGUGACAGCUGGCCCUUGUUGGUGUCUUGAAAGUAACUGUAGCAACACACGUCUUGCAGCUGGCACUGAAGAUGGAUAUAUCAACAUUUUCACAGUUACUAAUGAUGGGUUAAUGUAUGAAAAAAUUCUGGAUAGACAAGAAGGUCGAAUUCUAUGCCUGGCAUGGGAUGCAACAGGUGAUGUGAUUAUAACAGGCUCAGCAGAUGCUGUACGAAUCUGGAAUGUUGACUCAGGGCAUGCAAUACAUCGCAUGACACCAGGUCGUGAUGAGAGAAAGAAAGAAACCAUCAUAUGGUGUCUUGCAGUCAUUAAGGACUUCACCAUUAUUAGUGGUGACUCAAGAGGCUGUAUCACUUUCUGGGAUGGCAACACAGGAACACAAAUUGAAAGUUUUCAGACCCAUAAGGCAGACAUUUUGUGUCUCUGUUUAGCAGAAGAUGAGAAUUCUGUUUAUUGUGCUGGUGUGGACCCAUUGAUCAUUAGCUUUACAAAAGUUUGGCUGCGAGGUGGUACUGGUACAAGUAGUUGUGGUAGAAGUAAGUGGGUUAAGUCAGUGCAACGCCGGAUCCAUGAUCAUGAUGUACGAGCCCUUGCCUUGGCAGAUGGGAAACUCCUUUCAGCAGGUGUAGACAGUUACCUUGCAAUAAGCAGUUACCCUCCUCGUCAGCUUGUAAAAUAUCCACCUCUUCUGCAGGCUCCAAGUGUAAGUGUAUGUCCUGAGGCACGAUGUAUAAUGCUGCGGUACUUAUCACAUUUAGAGGUGUGGCAGCUUGGCAAUACAGCACCCAUUGAAAAUGGAGAUGAAAUUCAUGAAGGCAUUUUGCCUUUGAUCGAAGAUCCAAUUCGGUUAUUGACCCUGAAGUCACGUGGUGGUGAUGCUAUUGUCUGUGCAGACAUGAGCAGUAAUGGAAAAUGGAUAGCCUACUCUAGUGUUACAACAUUGUGUUUCUUCAGUUUUCAACUAGGCAGCAAACCCAGCCUCCAGAAGGCUCCUGUUUUGUGUGAAGUUAGUUCAGCUCACAGAAUCACAUUCACUUCAGACAGCACACGAGCAAUAGUUUCAACUAGCACUGGAGACAUUGUGGUGAUACAGUUGGGUGGAGAUGAGCUAGUAUUGGAGCAUGUUUUCCAUCCACUGGAUGACAGAUUGUUAAAGGAUGCAGUACACUUGCUGACUGUCUCUCAUGAUGGUCAGUUCAUCGUUGCAGGUGACCACUGUAGCAACAUUAUUGUAUGGACCACAGCUGAUUGGAAGCAUCAUUGUUCCUUGCCACGAUACAGUUGUGUGCCAACUGCUUUAUCUGUCCAUCCUCGCACCAAUGUGCUUGUGAUUGUUUACAGUGAUCACAAGGUUGUAGAAUACAGUCUAUGUGGACGUAAAUAUACAACGUUCUCCAGGGGUCUUGAAGGCCGCCACCCUGUGCAGUGGCUCUCAAGAGGUUUUGCAGUAAACAGUGUGACGUUUGAUCCAAACAAUGAGGAUAUUAUUAUGCUUCAAGAUGACAAUACAAUAUGCAUCAUCGAUAAGGAUAAGGAACUGCCAUUGGCAGAAGCUAAGAUUCCCAGAGUUGGUUCUCCACAAUCACUUUCAGAUAGUCUCGACAGCAGUCAAUGUCACCCAAGAACUACCACACCUCAGCAUGCCUUCCAUGUUAUAAAGAAAUAUAAGCAUCUUGUUCAUGUGGAUUGGCUGAGUGGGGAUGAACUCAUUGCAGUGGAAGUGAAUCCACUUGCCCUUGCUGAGAAACUUCCAGCGUCACUCAAAGAGAAGAGGUUUGGUGUAAUGUAAAGCAACAAAUGGAUGAAUAUAAGACCAAGUGCAGUAUUCAUAAUGUCUUACAGAUGCAAACAUUUAAAACCUGUGGUGUAUGUGUUGAUUUACAUCAGUUAGAAGUAAAGUUUCAAUGUGGAAUGUUUGUACAACAGAGCUUGUAUGUUUUAAGUUGUUUAUAAUUUUAAAUACUUCUCAUCCCAUCUGUAUAAUUGCUACAUGAGGACAGUCAGAUGUUUAUGAAAUUUUGUCACAUUGUCAUUUUUUAGGAAGUUACAUUCAUGUCUCUUGCUUAUGCAGAAUAUUAUUCAGUUGGUUAUUACAUAUACCCUUUGUUACUCAAAUAGAUGACUCAUAUAUGCAUGUUAUUGUGCAGUGUUUUGUAUAUUACCAUGUUAACUGGCUGAAUAAAAGAAUUUUCGUAUAUUAA
Messenger RNA from Zootermopsis nevadensis, 2613 nucleotides. RefSeq names its product UTP4 small subunit processome component l(3)72Dn (gene l(3)72Dn). Gene Ontology annotation, biological process: maturation of SSU-rRNA from tricistronic rRNA transcript (SSU-rRNA, 5.8S rRNA, LSU-rRNA). The record is from RefSeq and is a predicted model, not a curated record. Gene Ontology annotation, cellular component: 90S preribosome; small-subunit processome; t-UTP complex. Lineage: Eukaryota; Metazoa; Arthropoda; Insecta; Blattodea; Termopsidae. Gene Ontology annotation, molecular function: RNA binding; protein binding.